AUGAAAACUUCAUUACUUAUAACAUCGAGCUUAGCAUUUUCAAUGCUGAUCCAAAUUGAGCCAGUAUUUGGAAAAACGCUACAUCCACCUAAUGUACAUCCGCCACAAGGAAGUUCCUCUAACGGCAUAAUCAUAUUGGCACCGAUUAGCAAAGAAAAAUUCAAGAGUUGUCGAGAAUACAAAAGUGGCUUUUUUAAGAGAAUAAUAACUUUAUCAGGAUCGCUUGUUAACGAACAAAAUACGUUGACGCCAUGUGAAACAAAUCAAACUGUGUCUACUGAAUUUGAAAGUAUAACAGAGACGUCAAUUAGUAGUGAGUCUUCGGAAAAUCUAUCUAACACUACUGAAGUAACAUCAAUACUGCCGAAUAGUUCAACUUCGCCCAGUGAGCCCGGUAAUACUCAAUCUUACACAGAAGUUCCUAGAACUGGCGCACAAACAUCAGCUACGUCCAGUAAUACUGAAAGUACAUCAGAGAAGUCGAAUAAAAGUGAGACUUCGGCAAAUCCAUCGAAUACUACUAACGAAGUAUCUGAAAUGCCGAAUGGUGCAACUUCGGCCAAUGAGCCCGCUAAUUCUGACUCUUCCACAGAAGUGCCUAGCAGUGGCGCAUCAUCAUCAGCUACGUCCAGUAAUACUGAAAGUAUAACAGAAUCUACAAAUAGUAGUGAGUUUUCAACAAAUCUAUCAAAUACUACUAACGUGGCAUCGGGAAUGCCUUACAGUGCAACUUCGCCUAAUGAGCCUGGUCAUUUUGACAUGUCCACAGAAGUAUCUAGCAGUGGUGGACCAUCAUCAACUACGUCUAGUAAUUCUGAAAACACAUCAGAGCCGUCAAAUAGUAGUGCUUCUUUGGCAAAGCCAUCAAAUACUACUAACGUAUCAUCGGGAAUGCCUUACAGUGUAACUUCGCCAAAUGAGCCUGGUAAUAUUGACUCUUCCACAGAAGUGCCUAGCACUGGCGCACCAUCGUCAGCUAAGUCCAGCAAUACUGAAAGUAUAACAGAAUCGUCAAAUACUAGUGAGUCUUCAACAAAUCUACCAAAUACUACUAACGUGUCAUCGGGAAUGCCUUACGGUGCAACUUCGCCAAAUGAGCCUGGUAAUUUUGACUCUUCCACAGAAGUGCCUAGUACUGGCGCACCAUCGUCAGCUACGUCCAGGAAUACUGAAAGUAUAACAGAAUCGUCAAAUACUAGUGAGUCUUCAACAAAUCUACCAAAUACUACUAACGUGUCAUCGGGAAUGCCUUACGGUGCAACUUCGCCGAAUGAACCUAGUAAUUUUGACAUAUCCACAGAAGUAUCUAGCACUGGCACACAAUCAUCACCUACGUCCAGUAAUUCUGAAAGUCAAUCAGAUAUGUCGAAUAAAAGUGAGCCUUCGGCAAAUCCAUUACAUACUGCUAAUGAAGCAUCGGAAAUGCCGAAUAGUGCAACUUUGCCCAGUGAGUCCGCAAAUUCUGACUCUUCCACAGAAGUGCCUAGCAGUGUCGCAUCAUCGUCAGCUACGUUCAGCAAUACUGAAAGUAUAACAGAAUCGUCAAAUAGUUGUGAGUCUUCAACAAAUCUAUCAAGUACUACUAACGUGUCAUCGGGAAUGCCUUACAGUGCAACUUCGCCGAAUGAGCCGAAUAAUUUUGACUCUUCCACAGAAGUGCCUAGCACUGGAGCACCAUCGUCAGCUACGUCCAGGAAUACUGAAAGUAUAACAGAAUCGUCAAAUACUAGUGAGUCUUCAACAAAUCCACCAAAUACUACUAAUGUGUCAUCGGGAAUGCCUUACAGUGCAACUUCGACGAAUGAGCCUGGUAAUUUUGACUCUUCCACAGAAGUGCCUAGCACUGGCGCACCAUCGUCAGCUACGUCCAGCAAUACUGAAAGUGUAACAGAAUCGUCAAAUACUAGUGAGACUUCAACAAAUCUACCAAAUACUACUAACGUGUCAUCGGGCAUGCCUUACGGUGCAACUUCGCCGAAUGAACCUAGUAAUUUUGACAUAUCCACAGAAGUAUCUAGCACUGGCACACAAUCAUCAUGUACGUCCAGCAAUACUGAAAGUGUAACAGAAUCGUCAAAUACUAGUGAGACUUCAACAAAUCUACCAAAUACUACUAACGUGUCAUCGGGCAUGCCUUACGGUGCAACUUCGCCGAAUGAACCUAGUAAUUUUGACAUAUCCACAGAAGUAUCUAGCACUGGCACACAAUCAUCAUGUACGUCCAGCAAUACUGAAAGUGUAACAGAAUCGUCAAAUACUAGUGAGUCUUCAACAAAUCUACCAAAUACUACUAACCUGUCAUCGGGAAUGCCUUACGGUGCAACUUCGCCGAAUGAACCUAGUAAUUUUGACAUAUCCACAGAAGUAUCUAGCACUGGCACACAAUCAUCAUGUACGUCCAGUAAUUCUGAAAGUACAUCAGGGAUGUCGAAUAAAAGUGAGUCUCCGGCAAAUCCAUCAAAUACUGCUAAUGAAGCAUCGGAAACGCCGAAUAGUGCAACUUUGCCCAGUGAGUCCGAUAAUUCUGACUCUUCCACAGAAGUGCCUAGCAGUGUCGCAUCAUCGUCAGCUACGUUCAGCAAUACUGAAAGUAUAACAGAAUCGUCAAAUAGUUGUGAGUCUUCAACAAAUCUAUCAAGUACUACUAACGUGUCAUCGGGAAUGCCUUACAGUGCAACUUCGCCGAAUGAGCCUGGUAAUUUUGACUCUUCCACAGAAGUGCUUAGCACUGGCGCACCAUCGUCAGUAUGCAGUCAGUAA
Molecule: messenger RNA, 2760 nt
Organism: Arctia plantaginis
Lineage: Eukaryota; Metazoa; Arthropoda; Insecta; Lepidoptera; Erebidae
Source: the annotation of a GenBank genome assembly